AUGCCACUAGGCGGCUCUGUCACAUAUGGCUCCGAGUCAACGGACGGCAAUGGCUAUAGGAAAAUUCUCCAAGAUAUUCUUACGUCGGAUGGCUACAUUGUGGACAUGGUCGGGUCUCGCAAAUCUGGUUCGAUGACGAACAACGAGAAUGAAGGUUGGCGGGGAUUUAGAAUCGAACAAGUUACCAACAAGGCCAAAAAAUCAGUUCUUAGGUUUCUGCCAAACCUCUUCACUGUCAACGUUGGCUCAAAUGAUUGCGUGCAGGACUUUGAAAUCGAAACUGCUGGCAAGCGAAUGAGUGACAUGCUCGAAUACCUCUGGAUGACGUCUUCUGGCUCAAGAGUUGUCCUUUCUACUCUCCUUCGAAACUUGGACGGAAAGAUUGAAUCAAGAGUCCUACGCAUCAACAAGCAAUUCCAGGAAAUGGCAAAAGUGAAAGCAGCUGAAGGAAGAAAAAUCAUUGUCGUGGACAUGCAUGGUCCCGAUGGGCCUCAUAUCAGUGAUCUGGCAGAUGGCACACACCCUAACGAUGUGGGCUAUGCGAAGAUGGCAUCGAUUUGGCACAGAGGUAUUCAUGAAGCUAUACAUAAAGAUUUGAUCGAGGAGCCACUAGGAUCAUAUGGGCUCCAGGGAUAUUGCAUAUGA
This is a messenger RNA of Penicillium expansum, 645 nucleotides long. Its product is annotated as SGNH/GDSL hydrolase family protein. Bases 1 to 645 code for a protein of 214 amino acids. Gene Ontology annotation, molecular function: phosphatidylcholine lysophospholipase A1 activity. The transcript has a single exon. Lineage: Eukaryota; Fungi; Ascomycota; Eurotiomycetes; Eurotiales; Aspergillaceae. The record is from RefSeq and is a predicted model, not a curated record.